Messenger RNA from Morchella importuna, 3438 nucleotides. RefSeq lists its product as uncharacterized. The record is from RefSeq and is a predicted model, not a curated record. Gene Ontology annotation, molecular function: protein binding. The coding region runs from base 1 to 3438 and encodes 1145 amino acids. Lineage: Eukaryota; Fungi; Ascomycota; Pezizomycetes; Pezizales; Morchellaceae. Gene Ontology annotation, biological process: regulation of apoptotic process. The transcript has 4 exons.
AUGACCCGCCUUACCCGCCCAGAGGUCAAGGUCAAUGACCCUUAUCUCAGUGAUGAAUUCUACUGCCGCUCAAUUGAUCACACACCUAAACGGAUCAGAAAGAUGGAUAGCGAAUAUCCUGUAGUCUUCUAUUAUAUGCAGGAUAUCGACAGCUUGAUCGAUACCCUAUAUUUAUCUCUUAUUGAGCGCAACGAAGCACGAUUCUAUCUCACGCACAAGGCGAUGCAGAAUCACACGAAACAAUACGGUUACCCUUCCACUACGCGGCCCACUGGCAGCUUUGAGAAGUUCAAAGAGCAAGUCCUGCAUGGAAACAAAAAGGAUAUUCGGUGGACCCAGAGAGCGCAGUGGACAGCUGAUGUGCUUUACCAUAGGCACAUGAGCAUGACACAACCAGAAGAUCUCCAAAAAGCCAUAGAAAUUAUUGAACAAGAGGAUCAACAAGUUCCACUGUUGAUGUCGAAUCUAGUCCGACUUGGGGCAUAUCUGAUUGAGAGGUUCGAAUGGAGUCAUGACGAAGUCGAUGUUGAGCGGUCCAUUGACGCUCUAAAAGUUGCGCUUGAUUUGAUGUCACACACACUUGGUCAGCUGGGUUGGCAAGAUGUCACUAAAAUGAUGACGCUAUGCAAUGAACUGAAAUCAUUAUCACCAACAACCGAACAGUCUGUGUUGGUUCUGGGGGCAAGCGCGAUGCUAGACGCACACGAAAUGAGUGACCAAGGCAUUAGUCUACUUCAGGACGUUAUUAGGACUUUGUCACGAGAUGAUUACAAAAAAGGCCUUUCCCAAUUGGGGUUGGCAUUCAUAAAGCGAUUCAAGCGUUCUAGAGUACUUUCGGAUAUAAAUACCGCAGUUGAUUUGCUGUAUGAGGUGGUUAAAGAUCCAGAGGGAGGGGGAGACCAGUCAGUCUAUCUGGCACAUCUGGGUCUGGCAUUCCUUACAAGGUUUGAGGUCCUAGGUGAUGUCGCAGACCUCGAGAAAUGUAUACUACAAUAUGAAGAGUCAGUGAAGUUGGGGAUAUCAGAUGAUAGGACGCGAUCAGGGAUGUUGGCCGAGUUGUCAGACGCAAUUCACUUGCGAUAUCUGCGAUUGGGGGAAGUAUCCGACCUUGAGAGAUCCGUCGAUUUAUCAAGAAGGGCGUUACGCGCUAUGCCUCAGCCUGGUGACCAUGAUUUGAGUACGCACAACCGGUUGCGUCGACUAGAAUACAUCGUGGCCAUCAAAUCCAAUAUGCUCUAUCAGACCAGACCCGGACGUUAUCACCAAGAGGCGCCAAAUGCACAAAGUUGUAUAGACCAUGCACUUCACAUCUCUCGUGAGUCGCUGAGAAGGGCUUCGUACGCAGCACCCGAGAGGUUUGAUUUGCUAUCUAGCUAUCAUAAACUGCUUAGGGAUCGCGUCAAAUCUCAUGAGCAAGCGGCGGAUACUUUACUAGAGAAAAUUCAAAUAGAAGAAGAGAGAUUUGUACUCAUCCCACUAGAUGAUGAUUCUGAGCGCUUGGAGAGCUCCGCGGAGAUCGCCGCCGACUGGUUCGCGUAUCAUAUUGUCUGGCGCCGGGAUCAACCACUGGGUGUUCUAAAGGCAAAGGAGAUUUACAAACUUUGCAAAAUGGUUUUGAGGUCCAAGCUUGCGACACCAAAAAGCCGGAUAAUGUGUUCAUUUCUUGCUAUGAGUGUUCUUAUUGCUUGCCCUGAGCUUAUUGGAGGUCAGAAGAGAUGGGAGAAAGCAUUCACAAUAUGUGCGGAAGGAAUUGCAGUUCUCCCCACAAGAGUGCCUCAAUAUUGUCAACGCAAUCACCGACACCGCGCGCAAAUCGAUGGCCAAACUCUCGGAUCAAUAGCGGUGUCCGUAGGCCUAAACGCAGGAAAACCAGCAUCCCAUUGCUUGGCAGUCCUUGAACAGAGUCGAGGGAUUAUCCUAGGAUUCACAAUCGACUGCAGGAGUACUACAGGGAACCUUCAGGAGCUCCAGAAAAUAAAUCCUGACCUUUUUGACAAAUUCAAUACCCUACGUAGCCGUGUCGACUCCCCAAGCGAAAAUCGUGAAGAGCUAUUAUCUAGGUUUCCGAUUAGCCCCAGUACUUUAGAGCGGAGAGCCACGGAAGAAAAUCUAAAGCGACAGAGAAUGAUUAACGUCGAUGAGCUUUCAAAAACAUUGCAAGAAAUUAGGGGGCAUCCGGGAUUCGAACGGUUCCAGUUACCGCCUUCUUAUGAAGAGCUUAUUGAAGUUGCCAAAGACGGCCCAGUGGUGAUUGAAGUGUGUACGAGCACUCGAAGUGAUGCGAUAAUUGUCACAAGAUCGUGUAUCAAGUCUAUACCACUUCCCAAUCUCACCCACUCCGUUGUUGCGUGCCGUCGAAUCAAAGAGCUCAACACCAAGAUAAUUCCCGGAGGAAAAUCUUCGUACCAAUUAAGAUCCGCGAAGAUGGAAAGGUUUCUGAUUUGGCUAUGGGAUACAGCGGUUGAGCCUGUGAUCGAGGAGCUGAAGACGCAAGGCAUCGUUUCUUCAGGCGAUGUGCUUCCUCGGAUAUGGUGGAUUGGUGCAGAUAUCAUGGGUUUAGCUCCGUUUCACGCCGCUGGGGACCAUUCCCCUGGAUCAACCAGAAAUACUCUAGCCUACGCAAUCAGCUCCUACAUCCCAACACUUAAAGCCCUCUCUUACGCUCGGGAGAGACCUUUGGCAUUCCCACAUGGUGACUCGAGUCUGCUCAUUGUUGCUACGCCUAAAGUGCGCGGUCAAUCGCGACUGAACCAUGUUAAUAGUGAGGUUGAGUCAAUCGUGAAUCUGUCACCGGAAUGGAUUAAGACCGAGAUCCUCAAUAGUCCCAGUUCCGCUGAGGUACUCAAACAACUUCCCUCAUUCGGUGCGGUUCACUUUGCAUGUCAUGGAUUCUCCAAUAUUAAUGACCCUUUCAACAGUCAUUUGUUGCUCCGGGACGUUGAGAAUUGCACCACCGGUGUUGAUAGAUUAAGCGCUGAGGCAAUAUCAGAUUUUGUAUUGGACAAACCGGAGACUGCAUAUUUAUUGCCACCAGGGUUUAAGUCCGAGAGCCUCCAGGGUCUAAGCGCCGAUGAAACACAUGAAAGACUCGUCUCAUUAGGCGCAUUUCCCUAUGCAUGUCCAAUAUAUUCUGAUGAGAAUAACCCUUUCAAGAGCCUUUCGCUACCCCGUGGGGGUAAGGAUUGCACCUACGGUAUCGAUAUAUUAACAGCGGGGGCAAUAUCAGAUAUCAACAUGGAACGGGCACAAAUUGCAUAUUUGUCAGCCUGUUCUACCGCCAGAAUUUCAUCCAGGAAGCUUGCAGAUGAGUCAGUUCAUAUAGCUAGUGCCUUUCAACUUGCCGGAUUUAGUCAUGUACUUGCAAAUAUGUGGCCUUCGGACGAUGAUGCUUGCCUAAAUGUUACUACCGAGUUUUAUCGUAAACUAUUCGGAGAGUAG